Chelonus insularis is the source of this 2567-nucleotide messenger RNA. RefSeq lists its product as uncharacterized. The transcript is spliced from 7 exons. The record is from RefSeq and is a predicted model, not a curated record. Lineage: Eukaryota; Metazoa; Arthropoda; Insecta; Hymenoptera; Braconidae. Bases 15 to 2123 code for a protein of 702 amino acids.
CUCUGUAAAAAAAAAUGUUGCAGUUUUUAGUUUUUUCGUUACUAAUAUUAAACAAUGGGGUGGAUGUGCAUUCAUUUUCACUUCCAGUAGUUUCGGAUAUUCAAGAAAUGAUCGCGCUGGCCAAUGACAUCCAGAAUGUUUGGGCUGGAAACAUUCCAUUUAAAAGUCUUGUUACAGAUGUGGUGAAUCCAGCAACACUGGCUUUAGAGAAACUUGAUUCUUUAUCGGAGCAAGUAUCUAACUUGGCCGUGGAACUUAGUGAAAAAAUGGAUAACAUAGUAGAAGAAUUAGUGACACAGAUUCCCCUGGCCCAAGAACUUUCAGCAGCCAUGCGAGACUUCCACAAUGUUAUCACUCGUGUUGAUUUGCUUUAUGAUGACUUCAAAGAUUUUUCGAGUGAAGGAGGAUUCAACUCUCACACAUUGAAUUCCUUUCUUAAAUCUGUAACAUCCAGAGAUGCUAAUGACAUACCAGAUGCUGUGAAUCAAAUGCAUGCUCUUUUUGUACCUGGACGAUCAUCUUCAAUACGAGAAAAUAUCCUAAAUCUCAUGGUUAAAGCAAAAGCGAAACCAGAUGAUAUGUGUAAUCCAAGCUUCUCAUUUCAAGAACGUUUAUACGAAAUUUUCAACAUCGUUUCUCUAACUGAAAUCAGAGCUUUCAUGAUGACGAUGUUUGCUUAUGAUUACCUUGCUACUUCAACAAAUGAGCCAUACGUUAAAGAAGUAAAAAAAGCUACCGCAAAAUUUGUAAUGAGAAUGGAAGAAUACAUAUUAACUAUCAAAAAUAAGAUGACAGCAGUUUCACGGAUAGUAUUUCCAUGCGAUCCUCCAGAAUGGAUUCGAGGUGAAACAUUCGUUGAAUUAGAAGGCUUAAUGACGGGCUACUUGAUGAGUGAACCACAAGGAUUUUCUGAUGAUACAUGUCGUUAUACUUGCAGUGAUAUAAAUACAAUGAAAACUUAUCGAUGCUUUACAUGGGACAAGAGUUCUGAUCCUUACCUAAAGAAUAAGGCUACUUAUUGUCAACGAAAAACAUGUCUAGGAAGAGCUUAUUUUUGCGGUACAAUAGGUUACAGUGUUGACGUUUGUGAAUAUCCAGAAAGCUCACUGAGACGCUACAAAUAUAUAUCAAGUCAAGGAGGUGGUUCCACAUAUGGUUCGAAAGAAGGGGGUUGUAGUGGAAACGGACUCAAUAAAACUGAAUUAGGCGCUUUAACCUCUGGUUUCUAUAGGUGCGAUACUUGUCUCUGUAGAUGUGUAGAAACAUUGCCAGAAUCGAAGGCCACACGAGCUGUAUCCUUCAUGCCUCAGUAUUCUGAUGUCUCAGGCAAUAAGGUGAUAACAAACUUUAGAUUUACUGAAAAAAAUAAAAUGAUACAAAUUGAAGUUGAAGAAUCAGAUCUUUUACCUCAACUUCGUGUUAAUAUCAAUGAAUCUAGAUGGAUCCCGUUAGAGGAGUAUACCUAUAAUAUGGGCAAAUUUUAUCGUAAUAAAGAUAAAAAAGAACUCAGAGAAAACGUGGACUUUGCAUUUAUAACUGACAAACGAAGGACUUUCAAUUUAGAUGAUAUAUUAUUACCACCUAAUCAUGUUUUAACUGGGAUUCGAUUAAAUAAUGUUAAUCCAAAUGAUAACUCAAGUCCAAUACAAAUAGAAUUACAUGCAACACCUGUUGAUGACUUCAACGAAGGUAAAAUUGGUAAAAAACCAUCUAUUUGGAUAACACCAAAGAAUCAGCCAACUCCUCCCAAGCGAUAUGCAGAAAAAAGAACUGAAGUAAAUUAUGGAAAAAAAGUAGAUCCAAGGAAGUCACCAAAAAAUAUUGUAUUUUCGAAAAUAAAUGAGUUUAUUAUGUUUGGUCCUUCAAAUAUUUAUGAUGAUGCUGGGCAAACCACCAUUCCUCUUUUCGAUGCACAACCUGUAACAGUUAACCGAACUCUAGCAUUAGCUGGUGCUGGAAUGUUCGUUAGAGGUGCAAAGGAUUAUGGAGGGUUCAUUGCUUUCAGAGCUUAUACCGCUAACUUUGGGGAUUAUAUGAAUGCAAAUAUGAAGAAAAAGCAAUUGAAACAAUUUAAAAAAUUGUAUCGUGAAUUGCUCGCAUAUGAUCCACCAGUUAUACCAUAAAAUAGCCGUUUUAAAUAAUUGAUACUACAAAAUAGGCAAUUACAUACUUGAUCAUACAUAUACUAUAAAAAUAUAUAAUAAUAUAGAUUUACAUUACCUUGAUCAAAAUAGGCUUUUUUCAUUAAAUCAGCAUCCCUCUUACAAGAAGCUUCAUAAAGGUCGAAUCCAUUUCAAAUCAUUAUUUUGUUUUUUUAUAAAUCUUAUACAAUUACAUAGAGUAAUGGUGGUUUCCAACUGUGAUGUUAUUUGGUCUAGGUUAGAUAAUUUUUUAUUUAAACUGCAAAUAAAUGUUUACAGAAUUAGUCAUGUUAUUAUUAAAAUAAUUUUAUUAAAAAUAACAUUGUUUUAUAGGUUAAUAAUUGAAGGAAUUUAAUUCUCAUUAUGAUUUGUUGGAAGUUUAUUUUCUAUUGUUGAUUGUAUACCUUUUCAUUCUUGUAGACAAUU